AUGCCUGGACCGGUCGAGUAUACAGCGACAUCAAAAAGAGACGGCAAAGACUUGCGCAGAGAAGCAAGUAAUCCUGGCGUCGACACCUCGAAGUCAAGGAGGAAUGCAAUUUCCAGAAGCUUGCCUGAUGUGGUCGUGGACUCAGUUGGCCGUCGAGUCAGGACUUACAAAGGACAGGAUUGCGUGGUCGAGAGGGAAGCCUUCGAAGUUUGGGAAGACGAGCUGGGUCGUGCACCAAAGCCUCUUGCGUUGCGCAGUGGCGAUGGUGUCUUUCCACCAAACCUAUCACGUCAUCCUGAGUGGGUAUUUGCAUCAGGACGUGGUGUUCGAGAUGCCCGGCCCCGCGCUCAAGAGUUGCCUCAAGGCCCUCAGCAUCCCUCUCAAGACAUCAAUGACAACCCAUGGGGUGAUGUACCUUGGGGCAGCGCUACAACGCCUUCGGGUCCGUCGGCACCUCCACAAGCAACUCCUGCAUAUGGACCAAAGAGGGCAAGGGCAGGCGACGCACCAAACGAAGCCGGUCCACAGGGAAGUCAGCCAAGCUCGGCGGGCCCUUGGGUCAGCCAGCAGGCAUCUUCCUCCUCGUCACAACAGCCACCAGCAACGGAACAGACGACGGUUCAAUGGGCGGAUGUCCCUUAUGCUGAGGGCGCCGUUGAGUACGUCUUUCACUUUUCAAAGGAAAGCUCUGCUAUGUGCAGAGCGAAGCUGUUCUGCUCGGUGGCACAACCGGAUGUAUUUCCAGCGGCGUAUGAUGAGACACCGAGGUACCUCCCAAACGAGGAAUUGGGAACUACUCCUAUUGAGCAUUACAUCCGACGGCUCGUGACAUAUUUGGCAAGGGUACAAUCUGUGACGCAGAACACUGACUAUGGCUUGGCGCUCAAGGUCUAUGUGAAGCUUGGGAUUCAUGAUUGGUUGAAGAUGUAUUCCAGGUUGUAUCACAGUUGUGACUUACAUCCUUGCGAAAACUUGCCUACGCCUGCGAUGCUCACCGUUGCGGCUAUCGUCAACACCGAAGAUGACCUCAAAGAUCCUGAUGGGGGCGGGGAGAGAAUUUUGCCAUCAGAGAGAGAGAGAGAGAGAGAGAGAGAGAGAGAGAGAGAGAGAUAUGAAGAGGAAGCGGCUAUUCACCGACAGAACGUUGUGCAGGCGGCCACGGAGAUGCGAGCUAAGCUUUCCAUAGGCGGAAGUCCCGAUGCCACAACGAUCCGGUCGCAGCCAACCAUACUAUGCACCGAUUUCGAGUUGUACGCCAAGAAUGGGGCCACCCACUUCCCACUGCAGAAUGAGCUGAUGGGCAAAGGGUGGAGUCAAUUUGCCAAGUUCUCGCCAACGAUCAGCACAGUGGUCAACUUCUCGGAGACGCAAAGGGUCUUCACGAACCUUAUCGACAAUCUCGAGAGAAUGCCACAGGAACAAAGGUCAAUGGUGACCAUCCAUGUUCAUCUUUGCUUACAGGACAUUGUUCAUGAAAGCCUGGCGGUACCGUUGCACGAGUCAUCCCUACAGGCCCGAGAGAGCAUGGAGGAGAUCUUGAAGGAUACCUACGUCAAGUAUUUCAACAAGAUCCUGAGCAUGGUUCUCGACCAGAGACAGAACUUUGCGGGGUAUGACGCCGUGGGCGCUUACCUUACGCUUCAGCUACGAUCUCACGUGUUCAGCGCCGAAAAGAUCACGGAACAUGAGCCGCAGAAGCAUCAUCACAGAGGAUUCGCGAUUUACGAGAAACAACUGUUUUGUGAAAAGAUGAUUUCAGCUUGCUUCCUGAACGCGCAGCAGUUGGUUGCCUGGGAGAAGAUGCUUCACCGGAAAACCACUGAUAUCAAGCGCUUGAAGGAAAUUUGCAUGGACUUCACGCAGUUGCAUUUGUCCUCCACUGUGAACCUCAAUUCCUGGGUUUCACUUGAUAGACAUCGUGCUAUCGAAGAGGAGAACAGGCGCGAUGACUUGGUCAGGGUCGAUGACUACAGCACAUCGGAUGUGAAUGCCUGGGCAACGCCGGAGACUUUCUUCUGCGAGCUUUGCGAACAGGAAAAGGAUGCCACCAUCUUUUGCCGGGACAACACAUCGUUCAGGUACCUUUACAUCCAGCACUUUCAGGACGCGAAGCCAGGCGACAAUUUGCUUGAGUACAUCAAGAAGUGUUGUCCUAUUGUCUACAUGUCCGUGGGAAAAGUGGUGUCCUCAUACGGCGGCCUUCGAUGUCCCAUCGCGACUAGUCUCGCAUACUCGUCGUGGGGAAAGGCAAAGCAGCUGGCAUGGGACAGAGCAUAUGAUGCACAGAACAACCUUUGCUUCAUCGCGUACUACGACGCAGGGAACGCUGCGUACGCAGGCUUCAUGAAGACGUUGUUGACUCCACAAGAAAGAGAAGAACUGUUCCGAGGCAGCGAGAAUCCCGCUGAGGAGCUCCUGGGUGAUGUUUUCGAAUUGUCUUUGGGGAUGUUGACCUUUGGCGUUCGCUACCCCUACCUUUUCAAGAAAUGGGGAAGCCAGCAAGACAUCAACGCGCGCAUCUACGGCGUUGAGAGAUGUUUUCUCUUGUACUCAGCCAAAGAAAGCGUCAAGUUGGUAGCAGCCAGGCAGCCCAAGACAAGGAAACCUCCGACCAGGGACGAAGCUGUGGAAAGAGACGUCGAGGAGAUCAUUGCAGUCAUCAAUGGCGAUGACCGCUUCCUUGCAGUACCAUCGUCCGCAAUCGACCGGCAGCUGCGUGGGAGUGUUGGUAUGGAUGGUGAGAAUGAAGUCGAGGAAAUUCACUAUGACUUUUCGCGAAGCGUGGACAGCUCCACACUACCACAAGAAGAUGUUCGCAUGGAUCAUGAAGAACCAGAAGGAGAUGCAACCGUUGGUGAGAGCGACGCCUUGAGGAUAGCGAGAGCAAAAGCCUGGGAUGCAACAAGGCUUCUCGUUCACGGCUCAUUCGACGUGAACACCGACAACCCUCAGAGCCUCAGAACCUAUGCGUACUUUGCGGAAGCUCGGAACAUGGAUUCC
Messenger RNA from Symbiodinium sp. CCMP2456, 3000 nucleotides. The record is from the annotation of a GenBank genome assembly. NCBI's taxonomy places the organism in Eukaryota, Dinophyceae, Suessiales, Symbiodiniaceae.